CUGUCCUGGCCAAUUUGGCUGGCUGUGACCCCCGAGUCCCCCCCCGGCCUGUGUACAGAGUGUCCUGGGAAUGGCUCCAUCCCUUCUCCCGCAGUAUAAAUAGGGCCUUGCAGCCUGCCAGGGAGAGCGGCCGUCGGGAGCAGCGCGGAAGGGCACCAGCAAGCGAGCACCUGAUUGGAGAUGGCACCCGCCACCCUAGGCCUGAAGGCCACCGUCCUGUGUCUCCUCACCUGGGUCAGCCUGGUGGCCGGGGACCGGAUUUACGUGCAUCCCUUCCACUUCCUCUUCUACAGCAAGAGCAGCUGUGAGCAGCUGGAGAAGUCCAACGCCGAGACGGCCACAGAACCCACCUUCGCGCCCACCCCCAUCCAGGCCAAGGCCUCCCCCGUGGACGAGGAGGGCCUGCGUGACCAGCUGGCGCUGGCCGCCGGGAAGCUGGAGGCCGAGCAGAAGCUGCAGGCCGCGGAGGUGGGGAUGAUGGCCAACUUCAUGGGGUUCCGCAUGUACAAGAUGCUGAGCGAGGCGGGAGGCACCCCCGGCGGGGCCGUGCUGUCCCCGACGGCUGUCUUCGGCACCCUGGCCUCUUUCUACUCGGGCUCCGUGGACCCCACGGCCAGCCAGCUGCAGGCGUUCCUGGGAGUCCCUGGCCAGGACCAGGACUGCACUUCCCGGCUGGACGGGCACAAGGUCCUUUCUGCCCUACAGGCCCUUCAGGGGCUGCUGGUGGCUCAGGGAGAGGCCAGCGGCCAGCCGCACCUGCUGCUGUCCACCGUGGUGGGCCUGUUCACGGCCCCGGGCCUGCGGCUGAAGCAGCCGUUCGUGAAGGGUCUGGCUCCUUUUGCCCCCGUUGUGCUCUCACGCUCUCUGGACUUGUCCAGCCCAGAGCUGGCUGCCGAGAAGAUCAAUCGGUUCAUGCAAGCGGUGACGGGGUGGAAGAUGAACGGGCUGGCAGGGGUCAGCGGAGACAGCACCAUGCUUUUCAACACCUAUGUCCACUUCCAAGGAAGGAUGAAGGGCUUCUCCCUGCUGCCCGAGCCCCAGGAUUUCCAGGUGGACAACAGCACACGGGUGUCUGUCCGCAUGCUCUCGGGCACCGGCACCUUCCAGCACUGGAGUGACCCCCAGAACAACGUCUCCCUGACACGCGUGCCCGUGGGCGAGAGCGCCUCCCUGCUGCUGAUCCAGCCUCGCUGGGCGUCCGACCUGGACCGGGUGCAGGCCCUCGCCUUCCACCACGACCUCUUCACCUGGAUGAAGAACUUGUCUCCCAGGACCAUCCGCCUGACACUACCCCAGCUGGAGCUGCAAGGCGCCUACGACCUGCAGGCCCUGCUGGCUCAGGCCAAGCUGCCCACCCUGCUGGGCCCCCAGGCGGCCUUGGACAGGAUCAGCGACACCGAUGUCAGAGUGGGAGAGGUCCUGAACAGCGUUCUCUUUGAGCUCAGAGGGGAUGAGGGAGAGCAGCCCCCCGAGUCUGCCCAGCCGUCAGAUGUACCGGAGGCCCUGGAGGUCGUGACCCUCAACAGCCCGUUCCUGUUCGCCGUCCACGAGCGGGAUUCUGGUGCCCUGCACUUCCUGGGCCGUGUGGACAGCCCCCCGAGUGUGGCCUGAGGCCUGGAGGAGGGGGGGCCUUGAGGUCUUGUGCUGGGCCGUGGAGACCAAGGCCACCGAGUGCAGCGGUGGGCAGAGCCAGCCACGGUUACCGCCAGCCGGCCCCCUGCCUCCUCCCGGCCGGCCCUGGCUGGAAAGCGGCCACCUCUCCUUGGUGACAGCGUGCUGGGAGGGCGAGCCGCAGGACGCCGCCUCCCAGGCUGCCGGUUUGUUUAGAGCGGGGUGGGAGCCAGGAGCUGGCACUCAGCACAAGACUGCUGUUCUGGGAAGUGCGAACAGACCAACUUGUUUGUGACACCAAAAGGCAAUCCCUUUUUAACCAAGGACAGAAAUUAGGCUUCAGAAUUAAAACUCACAUUGUUCCUUCCGUUGCC
Perognathus longimembris pacificus (Pacific pocket mouse) is the source of this 1985-nucleotide messenger RNA. RefSeq names its product angiotensinogen (gene Agt). The transcript is spliced from 5 exons. The record is from RefSeq and is a predicted model, not a curated record. Lineage: Eukaryota; Metazoa; Chordata; Mammalia; Rodentia; Heteromyidae. Gene Ontology annotation, biological process: regulation of systemic arterial blood pressure by renin-angiotensin. Gene Ontology annotation, molecular function: serine-type endopeptidase inhibitor activity. The coding region runs from base 181 to 1611 and encodes 476 amino acids.